Messenger RNA from Trichomonas vaginalis G3, 1134 nucleotides. RefSeq lists its product as uncharacterized. Lineage: Eukaryota; Parabasalia; Trichomonadida; Trichomonadidae. The transcript has a single exon. The coding region runs from base 1 to 1134 and encodes 377 amino acids. The record is from RefSeq and is a predicted model, not a curated record.
AUGAAAGAGUCACUCAAAAUGAUUAAAUUAUUUAAGAAGAAGGUAAAACAAUACAGCAUGGAUGUACUACUAAAUCAAUUAUCCUCAUUAACCGUUAAGGGUGUUUGCUUUAAAUCUGAUUCUCCAGAUGUUUUCUCAACGUUUCAAGGUUAUAAAUACAACGUUCUCGAAAAACCAGAUUACUCAAAAAUUGAGAUGUUUAUGAAUUUCAUUAAAGAAGCCAUUUGUGAUAAUAACGAUGAAGUGUAUAAAUACCUUCUCGGCUGGAUUGCAUCAAUGAUUCAACAUCCUGGAAUCAAGAAUGAAACAGCAAUUAUUUUGAAAGGACUUCAGGGAACAGGUAAAAACAGAUUUACAGACAUUAUUUCUGAACUUCUCGCUGGUUAUUCAUGUAAAAACAUUACCGAAAUAAGUGAGCUAACGGGUAAUUUCAAUUCAGUAGUUGAGAAUAAAAUGUUUCUUGUACUUAAUGAACUCAAGAAUGUGGGUGAAGACAGACUCGCAAACUUCAACGCUUUGAAAUCAAUUAUUACGGAUAAUGAGAUUAGAAUUAAUGAAAAGAAUCAACCCAGAAGAACUGCUCAGAAUGUUGCAAACUUCAUUUUCGUAACUAACAACGUCUACCCUGUCAAAAUUGAAGUUGGAGACAGAAGAUACGUAGUUUUAAGAGUUAAUGGUAAAUUCAAGGGUCAAUUUGAUUACUUCAAGAAUUUAAUGGAUUCAUGCACAAAGGAAUUUUAUGAUAAUUUACUGACGUAUUUUAUGCAAUAUGACCUUUCAUCAUUUAAUGUACGAAUCAUACCGAUGACUGAAGCCAAACAAGAUUUAAUUGAAUUAUCAUCAAAUCCUUUAGAUGUAUGGAUAAAUACACAUUAUGAUGAAUUGUGUGCAGGUAUGACGUGUGAAAAUGCUCUAUUCUGCAAACCAUCAGACAUGAAAGACAAAAACUUUCAAAUGAGUAUUAAGGAUAAAUGUGAUAGGAAACAUAGAAGAAUAGACGGUAAACAGAUAUGGUAUUAUGUUUUGAAAGAAGAAAUGAAAGGAUUAUAUAAACAGGUUGAACCAAACGAUAAUGAGGAAUCAUUUACUGAUGAUGAAAUACCUGUAAAUGAGCCGCUAAGCGGCGAGACCUGA